AUAUCUUCUAAUUUGAACUAGCUAGCUUAAAUUUUCAAUUAGUUCAUUCAUAAUUCUCUCUACUCUUACUUCUCUAUCUCUUAAUGGCUAAAUUUCAAGCCACAAUAAAACAUUUUGCUCUUUUUCUAGCACUAAUAGCUUGCAAUUAUUCCCUUCAAUCUCAUGCAAGGCUCAUAAAACCAUUGAACCAACACAAUGUUCCUACUUCAACAUCAAAGAAAAACAAUGAAGUAGCUAGUUAUUUUGUAGAUUCAUCAAGUGAAGUCCACACAAAUGCAUUUCAACCAACAGCACCAGGAAAUAGUCCUGGUGUUGGCCACAAAUAUUUUACAGAACAAGAUAUUAAUUUGAAAGCAAAAAAAAUUCAGAGUCCAAAUGUUGAAGUUUCUGUGACUGAGGAUACCAAAAAUGAUUUCAAAAAAACAGACCCUGGUCACAGUCCUGGUGUUGGUCAUGCUUACCAAAAUGAAAUUGGAAAUUGAUAUUAGUCAUGUAAAUAUGUUUAUGUACAUUAAUUAUAUUAUAUGUCUUUAGUUUCAUAUAUUCUGCAAUUUAGAUUUUCAAUUCUUGUAUGCCAAACCAUGCAGCAUGUUGCAUGAGUUUGGGUUUAAUUGAUUAUUGGCUAUUGAUUGUAUUUGUAUCAUUCAAAAUGUUAGCUAGCUAGCUAGCUAACAUCUUCUUUAUUUAUAAUAAUUAUGUCACAAAUAUUGCCAAAUUAA
Messenger RNA from Cicer arietinum (chickpea), 719 nucleotides. The record is from RefSeq and is a predicted model, not a curated record. Lineage: Eukaryota; Viridiplantae; Streptophyta; Magnoliopsida; Fabales; Fabaceae.